AUGGUUGUGAGAUCUUUUGAUAUAAAUAAAGAUUCAUUCCGACCUCAAGAAAAUGAUGAAGAGCUUCUUGGUGAUGAAACUCCAUAUCUCAGUGCUAUUGGGGAACUAAUGUACCUUGCAACUAAUAUUCGACCAGAUAUUUAUUUCGCAAUAAGUUUAUUGGCGAGAUUCAGCUCAUGUCCAACAAGAAGACAUUGGAAAGGUGUUAAGCAUAUAUUCAGAUAUCUUCAAGAAACAGUUGAUAUGGGAUUUUUUUCUGUUCAAACAAAGACUCCAACAAUGUUGUAUGAAGAUAAUGUUGCUUUCAUAGCUCAAUUAAAGGCAGGAUAUAUCAAAGGAGACCGAACAAAACAUAUUUUACCUAAGUUCUUUUUCACACAUGAUGUUCAACAAAAUGGUGAGAUAAAUGUUCAACAGAUUCGUUCGAGCGAUAAUCUUGCAGAUUUAUUCACUAAAGCAUUGCCAACGUCAAUAUUUGAGAAGCUAAGAUAUAAUAUUGGAAUGCAUCGUCUCCAAGAUAUCAAAUAA
Molecule: messenger RNA, 528 nt
Organism: Solanum tuberosum (potato)
Lineage: Eukaryota; Viridiplantae; Streptophyta; Magnoliopsida; Solanales; Solanaceae
Exons: 2
Coding region: 1-528 (175 amino acids)
Source: RefSeq, a predicted model, not a curated record